AUGGACGGCAGUAAGGCAACCACCUCACCGCCUGCGCAUCUGGACAGCAGAGGAACCACCACAUCCUCCACCUCAUCUGCACCGCCAUUUGCUGUGCCCAUGUCUGCUCCUGCAAUUCCAAAUCUCCUAUCCCGACUAGGUGGCGGGCCCCCACGCUCUGGCCGCGGUGGGCGGCAUGCAGGAAGCCGAGGUGGGCUACAUGGCCGCAAUCACAGGCACGGCCACGGCGGUCAUGGCGGUCAUGGUGGUCCGGCUUCCGGCAUGGAUCACGACACGGUCAUCCAGAGCACCGACAGUGACGCCGCCCUCUCCCGGAUGAGUGCUGUCGAUCUGGGACUGCUAGAUGAUCGCUUCGCACGGUUUUUCGUCAUCGGUGGCGGUCUAGCUGCCCCCCGGUUACCCAUCAUUAACAGAGGCACGUACACCCGCACGACUGCCCUCGAUAAGAUUAUCGGGUCUUUUCUCUCGGGCGCCGAUUCAUCUAUAUCACAGGUAGCCUUCAGUCCGCCAAGACAGGUAGUCUCCCUUGGUGCUGGAACAGAUACGCGCAGCCUACGAAUGCUCUCAGGAGAUGGGCCGCAACUCUUCAAUACUUCCUACCAUGAAAUUGAUUUCCCAACCGUGUGCGAACGGAAGCGCAACGUAUUGCAGUCCGUGCCCUCCUUGGGAAGCCUCCUUGCGAGCCCCGUUGUCGAAGUUCAUACCUCAGCAACAACAGCAGGGAUGACCACAGACAGCACACAUGGCGAAACGAUGCACGAGACUUGUUGGCGUGCAGACCUGGGACAUGGAAAUCAGCUCUGGGGCCACGGUCUCGAUUUGCGCCAGCUGGCGACAGCCGCUGCCAAAGAUGAACGGAAAGAGAACAACUGCUCAGCCACGUUGGCCGGACUACGUACAGACAUUCCUACGUUACUCGUGUCUGAAUGCUGCCUCUGCUACCUCCAGGUGCCCGAGGCUCUUGCAGUGCUGCGCUGGUUCGCUGACCGCAUUCCGGACCUGGGUGUCGUCAUUUACGAACCCAUCGAGCCCAAUGAUGCCUUCGGCCGAACUAUGGCAGCCAAUUUGUCUACGCGUGGCCUUCACAUGCCGACUGUGGCGGUAUAUGAGAACGGAUCUGCACAGGAGAUGCGGUUGCUCAAGCAGGUAGGGCUCGAUAAGGCAAGCCAUGCAUCUAUUGAAAAGAUCUGGAAGGAUUGGGUGCCAUCAGAGGAGAAGGACCGCAUCAACGAACUGAACGCCUUGGACGAGGAAGAGGAGUGGCAGCUUCUGGCAAGCCACUAUAUGAUGUAUGUCAGUGGCGAGACUGGCGAACCAUCUGUUGAGGCAUUGGGUAUGAUCGAAGAGAUUGUGCGCCAGCAAGUGAUUGAACUGCUUCGUAGUUGCACAGAACUCGCAGCCCGCCGAGGGUCCCGAUCGAUCACCAUCAAUGAUCUUAUAUUUCAGAUCCGCCACGAUGCGCCCAAGGUUUCGCGCCUGCGGACUUUCUUGUCUUGGAAGGACGUACGUAAGAAUGUAAAGGACUCCGAUGACAAAGGCGCCGAGGUGGAUAUUGGCGGCGGCGAAGACGCGGUAGGAGCGCCUAUGGCAGGAGCACCGGUAGAUGACGCGACCAAGAAGAACAAGAAGAACAAGCUGGGCCUUCCGUGGGAGCCGGUGUCGUUUUUCAACCAGGAGGUGCCGGAGCGCGAGGACGAAGAGGACGAGGAAGAAGAGGAGAUGAAUUACAUCACGCUGCAGCGGCUGCGCAAAGCAGACGAGCGCACCAAAGCGAUGACCAAAGAGGAAUACGUGACUUGGUCAGAAUACCGACAAGCCUCGUUUACGUAUCGUAAGGGCAAGCGGUUCCGUGAGUGGGCCGGCUUCGGGAUCGUGACGGACAGCAAGCCGUCGGACGACAUCGUGGACAUCCUCGGCUUCCUGACAUUUGAAAUGGUGCAGACGCUGACGGAAGAGGCGCUUCGGAUCAAGGAUCACGAAGAUCUGUGGAAGGAGCGCACAGGCGACGAGGCGCGAGGCAACAAGAAGAGGAAGUUGGCGCAAGGCCUGUUCAACUUGCCUAGCGAAGGACGCUCGCCCGUGGAACCUAAGCACAUCCAGGAGGCAUUUCGACGGCUGCAGGCACGCCAGACUAAGUACCGGGCGAUGCUCAACUGCACGCGACUGCCGGCGAAGUCCAGCCUCAAGAUUUUUUAG
Messenger RNA from Grosmannia clavigera kw1407, 2196 nucleotides. Its product is annotated as saga-like transcriptional regulatory complex subunit. Gene Ontology annotation, biological process: methylation; transcription by RNA polymerase II. Gene Ontology annotation, cellular component: SAGA complex. The record is from RefSeq and is a predicted model, not a curated record. Lineage: Eukaryota; Fungi; Ascomycota; Sordariomycetes; Ophiostomatales; Ophiostomataceae. Gene Ontology annotation, molecular function: transcription coregulator activity; methyltransferase activity; protein heterodimerization activity. The transcript is spliced from 5 exons. The coding region runs from base 1 to 2196 and encodes 731 amino acids.